Pleurotus ostreatus (oyster mushroom) is the source of this 576-nucleotide messenger RNA. RefSeq lists its product as uncharacterized. The transcript has 7 exons. The record is from RefSeq and is a predicted model, not a curated record. The coding region runs from base 1 to 576 and encodes 191 amino acids. Lineage: Eukaryota; Fungi; Basidiomycota; Agaricomycetes; Agaricales; Pleurotaceae. Gene Ontology annotation, cellular component: cytoplasm. Gene Ontology annotation, biological process: protein folding.
AUGGAUGCUGCUGACUACGAUAAGCUGACCCCAGAGCAGAGGGAGGAACGCGACAAGGCCACCAAAGCUCGCGAGGCAGAGGAGCAAGCUGCACUUCCAUAUACAUGGACUCAGUUGCUGGGCGAGCUGGACAUCGUCGUCCCCGUGCCCAAAGGCACCCGUGCUCGGGACCUGGUCGUUACGAUACAAAAGAAGAAGCUCAAGGUUGCAUUAAAGGGGAAAGAGCCGAUCAUGGAAGGCGAGCUCUGCAAGGACAUCAAGGUGGACGAAAGUACCUGGAAUAUUCAGGACAACGAACUUGUACUUAUCCACCUUGAGAAAUCGAAUAAGGAACAAUGGUGGGAGAACGUUCUCACCCACCACCCGAAGAUCGACACGACGAAAAUCGAGCCUCCGAACAGUCAACUCAGUGAUUUAGACGGCGAAACUAGGGGCAUGGUCGAGAAGAUGAUGUUCGAUAAUCAACAGAAGCAAAUGGGUAAACCAACCUCCGAUGAACUGAAGAAGAUGGAGGCCUUGAAGAAAUUCCAGGCCGCUCAUCCCGAGCUUGACUUCUCCAACGCUAAAAUAACAUGA